AUGCAGGACAUAGCAGGGCCUGAUAUGCCCAGGAAAGCCCCUGUCUUUGAUGGCUUUGCCCUCUUGUGGGGCUUGCUCUUCGGAUUAUUCGUGGCAAAUGCACCAGUGACGGCUUGUCCCGCGAGUUGUCACUGCAUAGAGAAGAGUGGCAUGACAGUGGUCCAAUGUAUGUCUCGCAACUUGGAGAAGAUCCCGUCAGAUCUUCCACGGGAUACCGUGGUCCUGCUUUUGGCAUCCAACCACAUCACCCACAUCCCCAACCAUGCCUUCAAAGACCUGCACUACCUUCAGGAGCUGGACCUUUCGAACAAUGACAUUGAGACAGUGGACGUCGGAGCUUUUCAAGGUGUUUCCGACAGCCUCCUUGUCCUGGAUCUAUCAAAUAAUCGCAUCCAAAGUGUCCCCAAAGAGGCGUUUGCCCGCCUGCGAGCAAAAAUCAGCCUCUCAAACAACCCGUGGCACUGUGAGUGUACACUGCAGGAGGUCCUGAGGGAGCUGCGGCUGGACCCCGAGACCGUGAAUGAGGUGAUCUGCCACACGGCGGUGCAGGAGGAGUAUGCAGGCAAACCGGUAAUCCAGGUGCUGGACUCAGGGAUCAACUUCUGCAACUUCCACCACAAGACCACCGACGUAGCCAUGUUCGUCACCAUGUUCGGAUGGUUCACCAUGGUGAUUGCGUACGUCAUCUACUAUGUGAGACACAAUCAGGAGGAUGCUAGGAGGCACCUGGAGUACCUCAAGUCACUGCCCAGCAGCUCUCAGAUCAGCAAGGACUUCGACACCAUCAGCACUGUUCUUUAG
Messenger RNA from Chelmon rostratus (copperband butterflyfish), 801 nucleotides. RefSeq names its product leucine rich repeat containing 3 (gene lrrc3). Lineage: Eukaryota; Metazoa; Chordata; Actinopteri; Chaetodontiformes; Chaetodontidae. The record is from RefSeq and is a predicted model, not a curated record. The transcript has a single exon. The coding region runs from base 1 to 801 and encodes 266 amino acids. Gene Ontology annotation, molecular function: protein binding.